Messenger RNA from Physcomitrium patens, 1042 nucleotides. RefSeq names its product ylmG homolog protein 2, chloroplastic. Gene Ontology annotation, biological process: chloroplast fission. Lineage: Eukaryota; Viridiplantae; Streptophyta; Bryopsida; Funariales; Funariaceae. The record is from RefSeq and is a predicted model, not a curated record. Gene Ontology annotation, cellular component: membrane.
AAGUCUCGAGCUUAUUCUCGUCAGCUCCACAGCCGUAGUGCCGCAAUUCACAGCUUCCCUUCGUUGCCGAGCUGCUGCGAGCCCUACCACGAAUUUCCAACCCAAGCUCUGGCUAUGGCGCCUCUUCGCAAGCAAUCCCACCUGGAUGGCGUCCCCAACCUGCCAUUGCUCACGCGCCGGGCCUGUGGAGAGCUCCGGGCCGCGGCGGAACAGCACUUGCUGCGAGCGGAGGCGUGGCUGAAGCAGGUGAGCGACAGCAUUGUGGCCCGGAAUCCCGCCCUGCAGCAGGCGGUGUUGCGGUUGGGGGAUUACCAGGCGGGCGUGCAGAUGAACCGAGCUCCCUCGACGAAGCAGGUGGCACUGCGGAGCCGUAACUUUGCGGCUAUUAUCCCUGGUGACUCUGUUGCGGAGAUGGUGAUAUCGAGCUCUGUGUACAACUUUCUUAAUCUUUACAAUACGGUGUUGAUUGCGCGGUUGGUGUUGACUUGGUUCCCUAGCGCGCCUGAAGUGAUCGUGAACCCGCUGAGCACGAUUUGCGAUCCUUAUUUGAACGUGUUCCGGGGCAUUAUUCCCCCGUUGGGUACCAUUGACCUAUCUCCCAUUCUUGCUUUCACGGUGCUCAAUGUGUUCACCAGUACUGCUCAGGCUCUUCCUUGUGAGCUCGACCACAAGCCACAGCAGAAGCUCGGAUGGAGGCAGUUGGUGCAGCGCAGGAAAGGUCUGAAGGGGCCUGAACCGAAGUGAGCUUCAUCUUCCCCGUCCAGUUAGGCUUUUGUAGAAUUGAGAUUGGUUCAAAGAGCCUUGAGCGAAAUUGUACCGAGGUUGUACACUUAAUGUCCUUUGUUUCUUUAGACCCAUUCCCUCCCCUUCUGCCGUCCACCCAAUUAGAGAUUAUCUCCUUAAGUGGAGCGUCAGGACCUUUUUGCAUUAUUCUUUCAAGGUUUUUCUUCACGUUUUGGCUUGCACUUGUCUUCUGAUAGUAGCAAUAACAAAUUCAUGUAGCCCAUCAUUGGAUAUCAGAAUUUUCUUCUUUGCACCCAAA